Messenger RNA from Aethina tumida (small hive beetle), 2002 nucleotides. RefSeq names its product DNA-dependent metalloprotease dvc-1. Gene Ontology annotation, molecular function: single-stranded DNA binding; metalloendopeptidase activity; polyubiquitin modification-dependent protein binding. Gene Ontology annotation, cellular component: nucleus. The record is from RefSeq and is a predicted model, not a curated record. The transcript has 4 exons. Gene Ontology annotation, biological process: DNA repair. The coding region runs from base 126 to 1928 and encodes 600 amino acids. Lineage: Eukaryota; Metazoa; Arthropoda; Insecta; Coleoptera; Nitidulidae.
AAGCAAUUUAAAAUAAAAAAAUUGUCAAGGUUGACUUUUGAAAACAGCUGAUUUUCGUCUGUCAGUAGACCGAACAUGAUUAACUGUUUUUUUUAUUUAUUUGAAUUCAUAAAUGUGACGUGACAAUGAGUGAAAUGGACUAUCAAAUGGCACUUGUGCUCCAACACAAGUUAAACAAUAUUAACCAUUCUGAAUCAGAAAAUGUAGAUUUUCAACUCGCAAAGAAACUCCAAAAAGAAUUUGAAAAUGAAUCAAAUAACGAACGAGAGAAUAAAACUACUACACUCUCCAUAGAAUCUUCAAAAUGUCUUGUCGAUUCCUCAUGGGAGUAUAUUGAUCCAACUCCAGAUGUUCAUGCUUUAUUUGUAGCAUUCAGUGAUAGGUUUUUUUGGAAUAAACUUCAAAGUGUUACAGUUGCAUGGAGUAAAAGAAUGACAAAGUGUGCUGGAAUCUGUUCAUAUCAAGGCAGAGGGGGGCUUUGCAGUAUAACAUUAAGUGAACCUCUGUUAAAGUUGAGGCCAAGAAAGGAUCUGGUUGAAACACUCUUACAUGAAAUGAUACAUGCUUACUUAUUCGUAACACAUAAUAAUAAGGACAGGGAUGGACAUGGACCUGAAUUUCAUAAACACAUGUAUAGGAUUAACAAGGAAUCUGGAACAAAUAUUACUGUGUAUCAUGAUUUUCAUGAUGAAGUAAGAUUAUAUCAACAACACUGGUGGAAAUGUGAUGGACCAUGUCAGAAAUGGAAACCAUAUUUUGGAAUGGUAAGAAGAUCUAUGAAUAGGGCACCUGGACCUCAUGAUAGAUGGUGGGGUGAACAUUCUAGGUCUUGUGGAGGCACUUUUAUAAAGGUUAAAGAACCAAAGAAACCUGAAGUGGUAAAGAAAACCAAACAAAAACCAGAGAAGCCUCAAAAUAAAACUGAAGAUAUUCGGAAAUUCAUAUCAACAUCUAAAGGUUCAACCACCACACAAAAGAAUCCAAUUAAUAGUAUUAAAACUCCAACAUAUGGUACAAAUGGUAGCACAUCUAUUACUGACACAAAUAAUAAAUUACCUAAAUUAAGCAACACUGAUAAAAUUACAAAAGUCAUACCAAAUAAUAAUAUCUAUGGUUUUACUAAUUUAGGCAAUGCUGGUUCAAGCAAGAAUGUCAUUCCUGGUGAUAAUAAGAUUAAUGGAUUUGUAAUGAAUAAUGGUAAUAUUGCAACAAGUAAAGCACCAUCCUCUAAUGGUAAAACCGAAAUUACAAACCGUUUUGAUCCAAUUGCAAAAAAACUUGGAGGUUCCUCCUCUACAGCUGGAUAUGAAACAGUAAGGAAUCAUUGGGCAAAUAAAUAUAAUGAACCUGAGCCUAAGAAACCAAAGUUAUCCCUUACAAAUGAUGUAAAUAUGAUAUGCUGUCCCAUUUGUAAUAAACAGAUUGAAGGUGAUCAAAUUAAUUCACAUAUUGAUCUUUGUUUAGAAUUGUCUGAGAAGGAAAAGAAUUGUAUUAUUUGUAACGUGAAAAUCUCAGUGUCUAAAUAUGAAAGCCAUGUACAAUCCUGUAUAAAUGAUGCUUUUAAUGAUGAUGAUGAUGUGUUUAUUAUAGAGACUAAAACUCCAAAGACUGAAAUGUCUCAAGAGACAGUCAAUUGCUUAGCCUGUGGUAAAAAAAUAUAUAAGACUGAACUAAAUAGCCAUUUAGAAGAUUGCAUGAGUAUCACUCAAGUUUUCGAAAACAGCCAGAUAAUUGAAGAUGAUGAAGUACAUGUACAGAAUGAAAAAUCUACUAAGGAUACUAGUUACAAUUGUCCAUGUUGUAUGAAACUCAUUUUACAAGAUCAAAUGAACCAACAUAUAGAUGAGUGUUUAAAUAUUGUCAUGCUGGAAGGAGAAUGUAAUUCAGAGCGGCAAACUUUGCUUAAUAAUUUAAAUGAAGACUUUUAGUAGAUAAUUGUUGUAUUAAUUUUAUUAUUUCAUGUUUUGUGUUAUUUUAUUUAAAUAUAAAUAUUUUUUUAGAA